Messenger RNA from Ipomoea triloba (trilobed morning glory), 837 nucleotides. RefSeq lists its product as uncharacterized. NCBI's taxonomy places the organism in Eukaryota, Viridiplantae, Streptophyta, Magnoliopsida, Solanales, Convolvulaceae. The record is from RefSeq and is a predicted model, not a curated record. Bases 19 to 711 code for a protein of 230 amino acids. The transcript is spliced from 2 exons.
CUCGCAACCAAUCGUGAGAUGCCUCGACUUGCGGAAGAGGGACCCCCUCACGUACGUGCACUUGUUCGUGGGACGGCUGAUCUACCAAAAAUGUUCAACCUACUGUCCGAGCUAGGCCCCCCACCUGCGAGUGUCGUCAGUGAUACCAAUGAAGAGGUCGCCGCAAAGAUGGCCCAACACUUAUCCUACGUUGCAAACACAAGCACCGAGCUAUUCAUGCGGUGUCAACUAUAUGCCAUGAAGCGGGAAGAAGAGUCACAAGCAUUUAAAGCCACGAUGAGGGAUUUGGAAAACCAACUUGAGUCUUAUCGCGCGCGGGUGGCCCAGUUGGAGGAAUCUUUAAAGCAAUAUCCGAAAUCCGAUCAGUUUCGCAGGGACGCCAUUGCUCAUUUCGCCUCUCAUCCGACCGAAAUACCUGGUCUGCUCUCUACUCUGUGCCCAUCUGAGGAAGCUGCUCUACCUCUAUUCCACAUGUUUCGGGAUGAUCCAGUGAUAUCAAAGAUGCUCCGUAGGGUGGCUGGCUGGGGAUACCACAAGGGAAAAAAGGGGAUGCAACAAAACUUGUAUCGCACACUGGAGGCUGCCCUUCCGGACGACUGGGAAGAGGUCCGUGUUGUGCUACCCGCCGAUCUGACACCUCCUGGUCCAGAACCAUUCAGCAAGCCUUCAACAAGUUCGAUUGAUCCUUCUGCAACAUCCUCAUGCAAUUAAGAUCCUUGACCGCUUUGCUCUCCUUUAAUUGUUCUUUAGGUUUUCCUUCGUGUGCUCGGGAGGCUGACCCCGUUCUUGUGUCAGUCAGACUAUCGUACUCUUUCAAGUAUUUCCUCUUUUUUAUGA